GGUGGGCUCGGCCCCGGGGAGAGCGGGGCAGCUUCCAGCCUGGUGUGCGACGUUGCAGCGCUGCGCAGGCAUCGGAUUAUUCACUUACAUUUUUCUUUUUGGUGUUUUGGGAAGAUUUUUGAGGUCCACCUGGCACGUGACGUGAAAUCGGUGUCAGGUGUGCUCGCUGACGUCCGUCACCACUCCUAGCUGCACGUUUUUCCCCUUGUGAGGAGGACUUUUAGGAUCUGCUUUUAAGAUUUCUUGGCAACUUUCAGAGAUGAAAUACAGUACUAUGCUGCAGUCACUGUGCUUACCACCCUGCAUACGCCGCCAGCAGGACUUCUUUUGGAAGUUGGCACCUUUGGACCACUUCACACAUUUCACUCAGCACUCCGCCCGCCCUUCUCUGGCAACCGCUACUAUGUUUUCUGUAACGAUUCAGGACUUUUUCUUUUUUUAGAUGCCACCUAUUAGUGAGACCAUCUGGUACUUAUACCUUCCUCCAUCUGACUUAUUUCGUUUAGUCUAAUGCUGUUAAGGUCCAUCUAUGUUGUUGGAAAUGGCAGAACUUUUGCAUUUUUUUUGGCUGAGUAAAUAUUCCGUUGUGUAUAUGUACCGCGGUUUUUUUAAACAUUCAUUCGUUGAUGGACGCUUUGGUUGUUUCUAUACUUUGGUUAUUGUAAAUAAUGCUGCAGUGAGUAUACGGGUGCACAUACCUUUUUGAGUUAGUGUUUUCAUUUCCUUAGGAUAAACACCCAGUGGUGGAAUUGCUGGAUCAUAUAGUAUUCUAUGUUUAAUUUUUUGAGGAACUUGUGUACUGUUUUCAUAGUGGCUUUACCAGUUUACAUUCCCACCCACAGUGCACAAGGGUUCCCUUUUCUCCACAUCCUCACUGACACUUGUUAUUACUUGUCUUUUUGAUGGUGGCCAUUCUGACAGGUGAGAGGUGAUGUCUCACUGUGGUGUUGACGUGCGUUUCCCUGAUGAUUAGUGAGACUGAGCCCUUUCCAUGCACCUGUUGGUUAUCUGUGUGCCUUCUUUGGAAAAAGGUCUCUUCCGAUUCUCUGCUCAUUUUUAAAAUCAGAUUACUUGUGUUUUUGUUGUGAGUUGUAUGAGUUAUUUACAUAUUUUGAUUAUUAACCCCUUAUAUACAUGAUUGGCAAAUGUUUUUUGUUAUUUAGUAGGUUGCCUUUUCAUUUUGUUGCUAGUUUCCUUUGCUGUGCAGAAGCUUUUUAAUUUGACGUAGGCCCAUUUGUUUAUUUUUGCUUUUGUUGCCUUUGCUUUUUGUGUCAAUCCAGAAAAUCAUCUCCAAGACAGAUGUCAAGGAGCUUAUGUAUGUUUUCUUCGAGGAAGGAGUUUUAUACUUUCAGGUCUUUCAAGUCUUUGAUCCAUCUGAGUUUAUUUUGAGUAUGGUAUAAGAUGGUGGUCUAGUUUCAUUCUUUUGCAUAUGGCUGUCCAGUUUUUCCAACACUGUUUAUUGAAAAGAAUGUCCUUUCCUCAUUGUAUGUUCUUGGCUUGUUGUAACUAAUUGGCUGUAAUGCAUGAAUUUAUUUCUGGGCUCUCUAUUCUGUUUCAUUAGUCUCUCUGUUUGUUUUGAUGCCAGUACCAUACUGUUUUGAUUACUGUAGCUUUGUGGUAGUUUGAUAUCAGGAAGCAUGAUGCCUCCAGCUUUGUUCUUCUUUCUCAGGAUUGCUUUGGCUAUUCAGGGUCUUUUUUGGUUCCAUGUAAAUUUUGAGAUUGUUUUAUUUUUGUGAAAAGUACCACUGGGAUUUUGAUAGGGGUUGCUUUGAAUUUGUAGAUGGCUUUGGGGAGUGUAAACAUUUUAACAAUAUUAAUUCUUCCAAGCCAUGAGCAUGGACUAUCUUUCUAUUUAUUUGCAUUUUCAAUUUUUUUCAUCAGUGUCUCAUAGUUGUCAGUGUAUAGGUCUUUCACCUCCUUGGUUAAAUUUUUUUUUUUUUUUUAAUAUUUAUUUACUUGGCUGUGUCGGGCCUUAGUUGUAGCAUAGGGGAUCUUUUGUUGCCGUACGGGGUCUCUUCCGCGUGAGGGCUUUAGUUGUCCUGCGGAAUGUGGGAUCUUAGUUCCCUGAUCAGGGUUCGAAUCCGCAUCCCCUGCAUUGGAAGGCUGACUCUUAACCACUGGACCAUCAGGGAAGUCACUCCUUGGUUAAAUUUAUUCCUAAGGAUUUUAUUCUUUUUGAUACAAUUGUAAAUCUGAUUGUUUUCUUAGUUUCUAAUAGUUUGUUAGUAAUAUUUAGAAGUCAACUAAUAUUUGUAUAUUGAUUUUGUAUUCUGCAACUUUACUGAACUUAUUUAUUCUAACAGUUUUUUUGGUGGAAUCUUACAGAGUUUUCUAUAUGUAAUGUCAUGUGCAAAUAGACAUUAUUUUACUUCUUUCUUUAUGAUUUGGGUGGUUUUUAUUUUUCUUGCCUAAUUGCUCUGGCCAGGACUUCCAGCACUAUGGUGAAUAAAAAUGGUGAGAGUAGGCAUCCUUACUUUGUUCCUGGACUUAGAGAAAAGCUUUUAUUUUAUUUUAUUUUAUUUAUUUUAUUUUAUUUUAUUAUUUUAUUUUAAUUUAAUUUUAUUUUAUUUUUUGGCUGCAUUGGGUCUUCAUUGCUGUGUCCCGGCUUUCUCUAGUUGUGGUGAGUGGGCGUCCCAGUGUGGUGCUUUCUUUUUUUGAAGAGCAUGGGCUCUAGGCACACAGGCUUCAGUAGUUGUGGCGCAUGGGCUCAGUAGUUGUGGCCUGUGGGCUCUAGAGCACAGGCUUAAUAGUUGUGGUGCACAGGCUUAGUUGCUCUGCUGCAUGUGGGAUCUUCCUGGACCAGGUCUCGAACCUGCUUCCCCUGCAUUGGCAGGUGGAUUCUUUUUUUUUUUUUUUUAAUUGAUUGGUUUAUUUUAUUUUUGGCUGUGUUGGGUCUUUGUUGCUGCAUGGGCUUUCUCUACUUGUCGCGAGCAGGGUUGCUCUUCCUUCUGGUACUUGGGCUUCUCAGUGAGGUGGCUUCUCUUGUUGUGGAGCAUGGGCUGUAGGUACAUGGGCUUCAGUAGUUGUGGCACUUGGGUCCGAGAGCAUGCAGGCUUCAGUAGUUAUGGUGCAUGGGCUCAGUAGUUGUGGCACACGGGCUUAGUUGCUCCGUGGCACGUGGGAUCUUCCUGGAGCAGGGACUGAACCCUUGUCCCCUGCAUUGGCAAGCGGAUUCUUAACCACUGCGCCACCAGGGAAGCCCCGAGGAAAGCUGUUAGCUCUUCAUCAUUGAGUAUGAUGUUAGCUCUCAGCUCGUCACAUAUGGCACUCUCUCUCUCUCUUUUUUUUAAAUUUAUUUAUUUAUUUCUUGGCUGCAUUGGGUCUUCAUUGCUGUGCGUGGGCUUUCUCUAGUUGUGGUGAGUGGGGGCUGCUCUUUGUUGCAGUGCGCAGGCUUCUCAUUGUGGUGGCUUCUCUUGUUGUGGAGCACGGGCUCUAGGCGUGCGGACUUCAGUAGUUGUGUUGUGCAGGCUCAGUAGUUGUGGCUCGCAGGCUCUAGAGCACAGGCUCAGUAGUUGUGGUGCACGGGCUUAGUUGCCCCACAGCAUGUGGGAUCUUUCCCGACCAGGGCUUGAACCAUUGGCAGGUGAAUUCUUAAUCACUGCACCACCAGGGAAGUCCCCAUAUAUGGGUCUUGUUAUGUUGUGAUACUUUCUACCUGUACACAAUUUAUUAAGGUUUUUAUCACGAAUGGAUAUUGAAUUUUGUCACAUAAUUUUUGUGCCUCUGUUGCGAUGAUUAUAUGCUUUUUAGUUUUUGUUUUGUUAAUGUGAGCAGAUGCAUUGCUUUGGGAAGGCUGACAGCCUUGCAUCCCUGCAAUACAUCCAACUGACCCUCGUGCAUCAUCUUUUUAAUUAAUUGUUGAAUUCAGUUUGCUGUUAUUUUGUUACAGAUUUUUACAUCUACAUUCAUUAGGAAUAUUGGCCUGUAAUCUUUUUUCUUCUUAUGUCCUUGUCUGGCUUUAGCAUCAGAGUAGUACUCGCCUUGUUUUGGGGGCAUUUAGAAUUCUUUGAAAGGUUUUCUAGCCCAGAAGUCCCUCCACUGGCCUUUCUCCCCACAGCUUGCGUAUGCUUCUGGGAGCCCAGAGUCAGAACCCUGCCUCAGGCCCAGACCUGGGCGUGUGUUUAAGGGGCAGGAGCUGGGAGGCUGGCGGAGUGUGGCCUCCCCUCCCCUGGGAGCUGUGUGACGUGCUGACCUCAUGCUUCCUGUGCUUGCCAGGAACAGCCCGGGCUCUGGCCAUGGGGCACUGUCGCCUCUGCCACGGGAAGUUCUCCUCCCGGAGUCUCCGCAGCAUCUCUGGCAGGGCGCCUGGGGAGAGCUCAGAGGGGCCGCCCCCUGGGGACCGUGUUUUUGUCCAGGACUUCCAGAGUCUCCUGGGGGUGGCCGUCCAUGAGGACCCGGCUCUGUCCCAGUUCGUCUGCAAGAACUGCCACUCCCAGUUCUACCAGUGCCGUGGCCUCCUCACGUCUUUCCUGCAGCGAGUCAAUGUCCCCCCGAUGGGCCGCCGGAAGCCUUGUGCGAAGGUCGGUGUCCAGCCGCGGACGGGGGCGGAGGAGGGCGCGUGUGUGGUGGACCUGAUCGCUUCGAGCCCCCAGGGCCUGCGCGGCUUGGUGGGGUGGGUGCAUGGACACGCAGCCGGCUGCGGCGCCCUGCCCAGCCUCCAGAGGACCCUGUCCUCCGAGUACUGUGGCAUCAUCCGGGCCGUGUGGAGCUGCGGCCAGGGCCACGACUACACCAUGGACGCCGACUCCAGCUGCGGGGCCCUCUUGCUGGACAGCGCUUUGGGCGUCACGUGGGCGUGGGACAAGGAAUCCGCCCCGCGGCUCCCCCAGCACCGGGGGUCCAGCCCCACCGAGGCCGCCCCUCAGAGCUCCCAGGGCAGAGCGACCGCGGCCGGGGCCGAGACCGAGACGCUGCCCAGCACGGACACAGCCCGGCCUCCUUCAGAGGGUGACCCAGUGGGGCCUGGGCUGGGCGCCCCGCCUCAGCCAAGCACCCCCCACAGUGGGGCCCCAGGGCAGUUGGGUGAGAAGCAGGUUCCAUCUCCAACCUCGGAUGAUCGGGUAAAAGACGAGUUCAGUGACCUUUCUGAGGGAGACUUCCUGAGUGAAGAUGAAAAUGACAAGAAGCAGAAUGCCCCGUCCUCGGACGAGUCCUUUGAGCCCUACCCAGGAAAGAACACCCCAGACACCCCCUUAGCAGAUGCCCAGCGUGGGUCUCUGACGUGGAACCCAGUCCCAGGGGCACCACACCACCGGCCAGGAAAGGGCACAACCACACAGGGGCAGGCUGGACCUCCUCUUCUCCUUAAAGUCCCGAUGGUCUCUGGUAAGAAGAGUGAAAGCAAAGAAGCCAAGAAGUCAGAAGAACCAAAAAUUCGAAAGAAACCUGGGCCCAAGCCGGGCUGGAAGGGCAAGCCGCGCUGUGAGAGGGAGGAGCUGCCCACCAUCUACAAGUGUCCUCACCAGGGCUGCACAGCCGUGUACCGUGGGGCCGACGGCAUGAAGAAGCACGUCAAGGAGCACCACGAGGAGGUGCGGGAGAGGCCCUGCCCGCACCCUGGCUGCAACAAGGUGUUCAUGAUCGACCGCUACCUGCAGCGCCACGUCAAGCUCAUCCACACAGAGGUGCGGAACUACAUCUGCGAUGAGUGUGGACAGACCUUCAAGCAGCGGAAGCACCUCCUGGUCCACCAGAUGCGCCACUCGGGAGCGAAGCCGCUGCAGUGCGAAGUCUGCGGGUUCCAGUGCCGGCAGCGGGCGUCCCUGAAGUACCACAUGACGAAGCACAAGGCCGAGACGGAGCUGGACUUCGCGUGCGAGCAGUGCGGCCGGCGGUUUGAGAAGGCGCACAACCUCAACGUGCACAUGUCCAUGGUGCACCCCCUGACGCAGACCCUGGACAAGGCCGCGGAGCCCCCGCCUGGGCCUGCGGGGGGACAGGCUGUGAAGGCCGAGCCCACCUGAGGGCACGCCGGCCCCUGAGCUCAGUGGGCGGUGACGGGGGUUCAGGCCUGGCAGCGCGUCGUGGCGCCCCAGCGAGCCCUGCCCCGCGUGCUGGGUGGCAGGGGCUCAGCACGCGGCUCACGGGGCCUUGUGGCCUCUGCUCUGGGGCCACCAGUUUCUUCUCCUGUAAACACUGAGCUACUUGGGGCCAGACGCGGAUGUUAGCGAACUGAUUCCUCUUCCCCACUAAAGCAAUCGAGAUUUGUAACCCACGUUUCAGGGCAACAAGCGUUCCCAUGUCACACUUAUAAUAAAUUAUUUCCUGGGGA
This is a messenger RNA of Hippopotamus amphibius kiboko, 6271 nucleotides long. RefSeq names its product zinc finger protein 276 (gene ZNF276). Gene Ontology annotation, biological process: regulation of transcription by RNA polymerase II. NCBI's taxonomy places the organism in Eukaryota, Metazoa, Chordata, Mammalia, Artiodactyla, Hippopotamidae. The record is from RefSeq and is a predicted model, not a curated record. The transcript is spliced from 11 exons. Gene Ontology annotation, cellular component: chromosome; nucleus; kinetochore. Bases 4065 to 5963 code for a protein of 632 amino acids. Gene Ontology annotation, molecular function: chromatin insulator sequence binding; zinc ion binding.